Necator americanus (New World hookworm) is the source of this 1332-nucleotide messenger RNA. RefSeq lists its product as uncharacterized. Bases 1 to 1332 code for a protein of 443 amino acids. Gene Ontology annotation, biological process: L-cystine transport. The transcript is spliced from 7 exons. The record is from RefSeq and is a predicted model, not a curated record. Gene Ontology annotation, cellular component: lysosomal membrane. Gene Ontology annotation, molecular function: L-cystine transmembrane transporter activity. NCBI's taxonomy places the organism in Eukaryota, Metazoa, Nematoda, Chromadorea, Rhabditida, Ancylostomatidae.
AUGGAGUCCUUUUUACUUGUGUUUGCUGUAUUUUCUGUAUUCGCCUCCUCAUAUCAAACUCUGAUACCUGAACGGGUGACUGUCGUUAUUGGAAAGCCAAUGAAUAUUUCCAUAAAGACAAAGUUACAACUCAAACAGAUCAUGGAGCUACACUUCAAACAGAACUCAUUCGUAGAAAUCGGUCCUCUGGUAUUGGACGCAUCUUCGAGAGAAGGAUUCUUGUUCCUAUCUGGAAGGCAGCCCAACAAAGGACAUCGCAUCGCCAUCGACUCAUGCAGAAGCGGCAAUAGAUCUGAUUCUGGUAACUCCACCGAAUGCCAGACGAUGCUAGAAGACUUCUUUCUGGAAGUUACGGUGAUAAAGUCGUCACUGGUGGCAGCGCUCGUCAUGAUAGUUGGUUGGGCCUACUUUACUGCGUGGAGUGUCUCUUUCUACCCACAGAUUCUGCUCAACUUUCAAAGAAAAAGCGUCAUCGGGCUCAACUUCGACUUCACAGUGUUCAACAUUGUUGGAUUCCUUGCAUAUUCCGCCUACAACGUGUUCAUGUAUUUUGACAGCAAUGUCCAGGCACAGUAUGAGCAGGCGCAUCCACAUAGUCCAAUCCCAGUUCUUCUCAACGACGUCUUCUUCCCAACGCAUGCCUUCUUAGCGUGCAGUUUUACAGCAUUCCAGUGCUUCAUUUACGAGCGUGGAAAUCAACGAAUCUCAUACACUUGUGCGACAAUUACUGUCGUGAUGGCCAUCGGAUCGCUGAUCGCUGGAAUUGCUACGGCUUUCGAUUUUAUCAACAUGUUGCAGUUUGUUACUAGCCUAUCAUACAUCAAAAUGGCCGUAACUUUGUUCAAAUAUAUCCCCCAGGCUAUUCUCAAUUUCCGAAGGAAGAGCACAGUAGGAUGGUCGAUAGGGAACGUGCUGUUGGACUUUACCGGUGGCUGUCUCGACAUACUGCAGAUGUGCUUACAGUGUUGGAAUGUCGCUGAUUUUACUGCCUUUUAUGGAAAUCCCGUGAAAUUCGGACUGGGUCUUGUAUCUUCACUUUUCGAUAUUCUUUUCAUUAUUCAACACUAUGUACUCUAUCCACACAGAAAGGAUAAGGAUAGGGAUGAUGUGGAACAGGAAGAGCAGCUCAUGAUGGAUGGAGAGAUUGAGGAAGCUGAUGACAAGGAAGGUGAGAAGAAAGACGACAAAGAUGAUAGCAGAAGGAAAGAGGAACAAAAACAAGGAGGAAAACUAAAAGAUGAGGAAAAUGAAGAAAGAGAUGAAGAGCAGGACACUAAUACUAAGAAAAGUGGAAACGAAAAACACAGCAGCAGACGCGACAGUGAAAAAUAA